Messenger RNA from Eruca vesicaria subsp. sativa (arugula), 1163 nucleotides. The record is from the annotation of a GenBank genome assembly. Lineage: Eukaryota; Viridiplantae; Streptophyta; Magnoliopsida; Brassicales; Brassicaceae.
AAUCUGAAUCAUUUAAGAUCUGUGUUUGUGAAAACCUAAUCGGAGAAGAUGACUGAUGAACAUAAACACGACGAAUCUGUAACCGCCUCGGAGCCAGCUGUCGAGGUUGUUGAGAGAGAAUCUUUGAUGGAUAAAAUCUCAGAGAAGAUCCACCACGGUGGCGACUCUUCCUCCUCGUCAUCUGACGAUGACGACGACAAGAAGAAGUCUUCGGACUCAAUGAAAUCGAAAGUCUACCGCUUGUUCGGUAGAGAGAAGCCUGUUCACAAGGUUCUCGGCGGUGGAAAACCGGCGGAUAUAUUCAUGUGGAAGGACAAGAAGAUGUCUGGAGGUGUACUCGGUGGAGCUACAGUUGCUUGGGUUCUGUUUGAGUUGAUGGAGUAUCAUCUUUUGACUCUUGUCUGCCACGUCAUGAUUGUUGUGCUCGCUGUCUUGUUUCUUUGGUCUAAUGCUACUAUGUUUAUUAAUAAGUCGGUACCGAAGAUUCCUGAAGUUCAUAUCCCUGAAGAGCCUAUUCUUCAGCUUGCGUCUGGGCUUAGGAUUGAGAUUAAUCGUGGGUUUUCUUCUCUUCGUGAGAUUGCUUCUGGAAGGGAUCUCAAGAAGUUUGUUACGGCUAUUGCUGGCUUGUGGGUUCUGUCGAUCUUUGGUGGCUGGUUCAACUUCUUGACAUUGGCAUACAUAGCUCUUGUGUUGCUCUUCACGGUUCCUCUUGUCUACGACAAGUAUGAAGACAAAGUUGACCCGUUGGGUGAGAAGGCAAUGAUUGAGAUCAAGAAGCAGUAUGCAGUGUUGGACGAGAAGGUGUUGAGCAAGAUCCCAUUGGGACCGUUGAAGAACAAGAAGAGAGAUUAGGUUCUUACGAAAAUGGUAAUGGUAAUUCGUCGAUAGCAAACAAAAAAAAAAAAACCACGGUGUUGUGAAAUGGUGUUAGAUCUUUUAAUAUGUUUUUUGGUUUUUGUCAUUGUUGGUGAAACGUGGCGGGGAUAUAUUUAGUGUUGGUAUCUGGCUCUCUCUAUGUAUAACUAAGAAUUUCAAGAUAUUUGAAUUUUCAACUUUGCAGUCUUGUGUUUUAAGAUUGUUAAUUUUGUUUGACGCAAGUCAAAGUUGUUGUCUCUGAAUGUUGAUCGGUAACUUCUGUGGCGUUAAGAAAGAUUUGGUAGAGG